This is a messenger RNA of Amaranthus tricolor (Joseph's coat), 925 nucleotides long. RefSeq names its product autophagy-related protein 8f. Gene Ontology annotation, biological process: cellular response to nitrogen starvation. Lineage: Eukaryota; Viridiplantae; Streptophyta; Magnoliopsida; Caryophyllales; Amaranthaceae. The coding region runs from base 300 to 659 and encodes 119 amino acids. The record is from RefSeq and is a predicted model, not a curated record. The transcript has 6 exons.
GAGGAGAUGAAUUGCUUGCGGCCCAAUCAUACCUUUGAAACGUAUGAACUUGACCGACUUCAUUCAAUAUCAAUAUCCUCCUUAAAAUAGCCUUAAAAAAUAGCAACAGCUUCUACUAAUCAAGAAUUAACUCUAAUAAUUUAUACUCAUUAGCAUCUUAACAUUAUCCUCAAAUCAGCCCCCCACCCAACAGGCUUUGACAAAAACAUCAUUAAUUUUGUCUCUCCUCCUCUUCUUUCCCAUCUCUUUUAUUUGUUCCUCUUUUGUAUCUGCAAAUCAUCUACCACUUUUAAGAAAAAAUGGCAAAGAGCUCCUUCAAGCAAGAACAUGAUCUUGAGAAAAGACGUGCAGAGGCUGCUAGGAUCAGGGAGAAAUACCCCGACAGAAUACCAGUGAUUGUGGAGAAGGCAGAAAGAAGUGAUAUCCCAAAUAUAGACAAGAAGAAAUACCUAGUCCCGGCUGACUUGACUGUAGGACAAUUUGUUUAUGUCAUUCGGAAAAGGAUUAAGCUUAGCGCAGAGAAAGCAAUCUUCAUUUUCGUGGAGAACGUCCUUCCACCCACUGGAGCAAUCAUGUCUGCAAUAUAUGAAGAGAAAAAAGACGAAGAUGGGUUCCUUUAUGUGACUUACAGUGGCGAGAACACAUUUGGGUUUAAGUAGAUAAAUCAGUUACUUGGUGAAUUCCCAUGGAGUUUUACCCUUCUUCUGGCCUCAUAGCUUUGGUUAUUUUCCUUUUAACUUUGUGCAUAUGAUGUAAAUAAUUUCAUCCCAUGAAGACCUAAUGGCUCAAAUACCUGUAUUUUAGGACUUCUAAUAAGGAUCAUGUUACAUAAGCUUUGUGGCAUGCCCUUAGAAUUCAAGCUCCUCUCCCUUUAUAUAGAAGGCUAAAUGCGAUUUGGAAGUAUCAUUUUUCUAAGAGGAGACAA